Molecule: messenger RNA, 1079 nt
Organism: Harpegnathos saltator (Jerdon's jumping ant)
Lineage: Eukaryota; Metazoa; Arthropoda; Insecta; Hymenoptera; Formicidae
Gene: WRNexo
Product: WRN RecQ like helicase
Exons: 8
Coding region: 210-986 (258 amino acids)
Biological process (GO): nucleobase-containing compound metabolic process
Molecular function (GO): nucleic acid binding; 3'-5' exonuclease activity
Source: RefSeq, a predicted model, not a curated record
GCACCAGUUCAGCAGUGCAGCUACAAAGAACAGACCAAAAGUUGCAGACACACGAGAUCAGUAUGAAUCUGCAUACACAUGAUUGGUUGACACAUAUUUGCGUCAGCUGUUUAGCAAGUGUGAAAUUGGCGGGAAACGAAUAAAUAGAUUCGCACGAUUUAAUCUUACAAAGGAUUCUGGCGACUGUUCUCCUUCUCUUCAUCAUAACAAUGACGACACAAGCUGUACGGCUCGGCGAAGAGGUAUCUAGAACUUUACGUCGAUCACCAAGAAAUCUACCACAACAUCUAAAAGAAAAUUUGGAGCGACCAAAACCUGAGAGAGAACCUGAUAUAACAACUUUACCUCCAAUUGUUUUUAAAGGACAUGUUCAGUAUGCUAAUGAUUUCUUUGAUUGUGCUCAGAUUUGUGAUAAUCUUCUACAAAAAGUAAAGCUUAGUGAAAAGGAGUUUAUACCAGUAGGUUUUGACCUAGAAUGGCCUUUUAAUUUUCAAACUGGUAGUGGAAAGACUGCAUUAGCACAAAUCUGUUUAGAGGACAGUGUGUCUUAUCUUUUGCAUAUAUACUCACUGAAAAAACUCCCAGCUGCCUUUAUAGAGUUCCUGUGUCAUCCAAAAGUUAAACUUGUUGGUGUCAAUAUAAAAAAUGAUGUUUGGAAACUUGGACGAGACUUUAAGGAGUUUCCUGCUCAAAAAGUAGUGGAAAACAGUUGCAUAGACUGUGGAACGUUCGCCAAUCAAGUUUUGAAACGAUCUUGUCGUUGGAGCUUGGAAAAAUUGACUGCUUACUUGUUGAAGAAAAGAAUCGACAAGAAUCCUGAGGUGCGAAAAAGUAAGUGGCAUGUGCAACCGCUUAGCGACGCCCAGAAAAUUUAUGCAGCAUCGGAUGCAUACGUAUCUCUUUUACUUUACACAACAAUCCAGGCGAAGGCCGCUGUUUUAGAGAAACAAAAUCAAAACGGGAAUUCAACGAAGCCUUUGUCUUAAUAAAGAUCCCAAAGAAGUUCUUCAACAAGCAUUUACAUUAACACAGAAUCUUUAACAUGCAUCUGAAAAUGGUGAAACUUCUGCUAGCCGGUC